This is a messenger RNA of Paramecium octaurelia, 2825 nucleotides long. NCBI's taxonomy places the organism in Eukaryota, Ciliophora, Oligohymenophorea, Peniculida, Parameciidae. The record is from the annotation of a GenBank genome assembly.
UUCUAAUGAGUUUUUACAUUUACCGUGCUCCUGAAGCAUAGAAGGUGUAAUCGUUUCCAAUCACAUUGUUUGAUGGGACUGGGUCGAUGCAUAAAGAAUAUCCUCGUGCUGUGAAUGCAUACAAGACAGUCUUCAAUGAAUUGGGGAAGAAAAAAUUAGAAUAUUAAUGGGCCAAGGAUCUGUACCCUCUGGAGCCCUUCAAAUAGGCAGGAUCAGGAAAUAUUACAAAUACCUUAACAAACAUGUUUCAAAUGCUGCUCAGUGAGAAGGCAAAAAUUCCGAAAAAUAUUACAUUAGUUUUCAUUAGUGACGGGAAGGAGGAAUUUGAUUUGGAUAAAUUGUUGGUGCUUAUAGAGAGGAUGAGACACAAAUACUUAAUCUAAUUUAUAAGUGUGGCAGUAGGAGAUUAAUUUCCAAAUUCAAUUAGUAAUACAUUAAGAAGCAUGAUUCACAAUCAUGAUCCAACUUGUCCUCCUUUAUUCUAAAUCACAAGAUCGAAUACUAAAAGUUUUUAGUAAAUUCAAUCGGAAUUUGAACACAUCUUUUGGGAAAUUCGAAAACGACUACUUGUGAGCGGAGAAAUGAUUUUAAUAAAUCUUCCUGUCUUCUACACUAUAACAUCCAAAAAACCAGUAAACAGUGUCAUUGCAAGUAGUCUCUUCUUGGUGGAGAAAGGUAAAACUGUUAUUAUGGAGAAUCAUCAAAUUUAACCAACGCAUAAUGCAUAAGAUAUUUAUUAGAUGAUAGUCAACUCUGUUCAAUAAGCAUUUAUUAGUUAAGCCUAGGUGAAAUUUCAAGAUGCACAACAUGAGUUUGGUUAGAUCUAGCUUAUAAGUCAAGAUUUGUUGAAGCAAAUAGAUAAAUCCCAAUAACAUGAUUUGACAGAAGAACAAAAGAAUGAAGAAAUCAAAGUGCACGCAACGCUUAAUGUUGCCAAACAAAUCGCAUAAGGAUAAUUAGAUCUUACAAAUGCAAAAGAAUCUGACUUGACUUCCUUGUAAGAUUAUUUGGUUAACAAUGUACAUAAGUUUACUGAGUUGGCCUCGAAACUUAAAUCUACUACUGCUAAAAUAGUUAAAGGCAUCAAAAGUGUUAAGGGAUUUGCACAAGUAGUCUCUAAUGCAUAGCAUUUAAAUGAUCUAAAGAAAUCUCAUGGGUAGGAUCAAUCUGAAGAUGGAGCAAAACAAGAAGGCAGCCAUUAAUUAACAGAAUAAGGUUAAGAAUCAGAAUAAGAUUAAAUGAGUUCAUCUUAAGAAAUCUAAUCAGCUUAAGAAAUUAAAUCCGCUUAAAAUAUAGGUUCAAAUUCAGAUGUUUUAAAUUAAAAUGAUUCAUCAAAAAAUGACUAUGAAGCAUCACCUUAAAUUAUAGAAUAAAUCGAAGAAAUUGAAGAUGUAGAUGAACUUAAAAAUUAGUAGGUUGAAGUUCCUUAAAAUCAAGAGGCUGAAGAUAUUCAAAUUUAAUAGGCAUCAAAUGAAGUAGCUAUAAUUGAACAAGUGCAAGAGUAGAAUGACCAACCAUAGUAAGAAAAUCAAUAGAAUCAUGAAAUAUAAGAAGAGUAAGUACCUAAAAUCAAUGAGCUUGAAGAAUAGCCAAAGGAGGAACAAUAAAAUGAUAAAAAAGAUGAAGCUUAACCAAAACAUAUUAGUUUAGGUCAAAUGACAAAUAUUUUAGCAGAUAUUACAAAGGAGGCUUAAGAAAACACAGAUUAAGUUGAAAAAACUCAAUAAGAAUAAGAAGAAUAAUAAUAAGGAAAGUAAAUAAAUUAAAAUGAUGAUCAAAUAGAUUAACUUUGCUCUACAAAUUAAUAGGGAGAAUAAGAGAUUGUUGAGAAUUUAGAAUAGGAAAAUUAAUUAGAAAAAGAUAAUUCCAAUAAGUAAGAAGAGAUUUAAGAAAUUUAGGAAGUUGAAAAUGUUCCUGUAUAAUAAGAAUCGUAGCUUGAAGAAAUACAAGAGGCAAGCUAGGCUGAUAAUAAUGAUUAACCUCAAGCCUAAUUAGAAUAAAAGCCUGAAUUGCAAGAUUCCGAUGAGCCAGAGGUAAUCUAGUAGGUUGAAAAUAAAGAAGAGGAUUUAAGUAAGCAACCUGAAUAACUUAAUCAAAUACACUCAUAUCCAGUAAUUGAAGAUGAAGAAGUUAUUUAAAAGAUGCCAAUAGAUAAUGAAGAAUUAGUUUUAUUUAAAUAACCUAAAUUAGAUGAAUUUCAUAGUUAAUCCUAAAACAUUAUUUUAGAUGAACCAGUUGAAAUUGAGAAAAUAGAAUCAACUGUAGAGAUUAAAAACUAAAUAGAAGAAAUUGAAGAUAACAAAUAAGAUUAAAAUCAAAAAGAAGAUGUCUAGCAAAUUGAUGAGUAACAAGAAUAAUUAGUAGAAUAAAAUCCUGUGGCUGAAUAGGAAAAGGAAAAAAGUGUUGAGGAUCUAUCAUAAAUUGAAUAAAAAGUAAAUUAAAAUAAUGAGAAUUUUAUGGAAGAGAGUAAGCCAUUAUAAGUGGAAGAGGAGGUGUAACCACAGAAAUAGGAUAAUGAAAACUAAAAAUAACAAGAAAUUAAGGAAGAAAUAAUGAAAUAAAUAGAAAAAAAUCCAGACGAAGCAGCUAACAAUAAUGAACAAGAUAAAUUCCCUUAAGGAGAAAGGGGAAUGGAGGAUGCUGAUCUAGAAUUAAGAGGGUAGGACAUUUAGAAUUAAGAAAAUGUUCCUGAAGUCUAAGCAUAGCCUGAAGAUUUAACUUAGCAAAAUAAGACUGGCAAGAAGAAUUAUCUAUGGUUUCUGCUUUUGGCUAUUGUAGUUGGAUACACAGUAAGAAGAUUUAGAAAAAAAUGAGUUGAUUUUAUU